Oldenlandia corymbosa var. corymbosa is the source of this 5696-nucleotide messenger RNA. Lineage: Eukaryota; Viridiplantae; Streptophyta; Magnoliopsida; Gentianales; Rubiaceae. The record is from the annotation of a GenBank genome assembly.
AAAAAAAAAAAAAAAAAAGAAGAAAAACUCAAGGGUUUUGCAAUCUUAGAUUGUGUUGUGAAAUCUUGCAGAAUGUCAAAUUCCAUGGUUGUGAGGAUAUGGUUAGUAGUACUGGUGGUGCUGCAACCCGGAUUCCUCGUCCGGCCAGCGAUGCCGUCUUCUUCUUGCCGGAGCUCUUGCGGGAAUAAUGUUCAUAUUCCAUAUCCAUUUGGGAUUGACCCAGGAUGCGGCUCCCCUGCGUUCUUCAACCUGCUUGCCUGUAUGAAAUCAGAAGUCACCGCCGGAGAAGAAGAUCUCUUGAUCUUGGUGAACCCCCCAAGCCAAAACAGGAGGGUCCUGUGGAUUGAUAACACCUCGGAAACCAUGUUGGUUGACUGGUCAACUAGCUGCCCUAUCAGCACCAGUCAAUCUCCCGACGCCAUUUUUUCCGAUUUCCCCAACAUUAGGCCUUCUUCCCACAACGUUUUUGCCCUCUUGAACUGCACCUUUAACAGCAGCAACCACCAGUAUAAUGGCCGCACUUGCGACCAGAUGUACCGCCUUUUCGUUAUCUUCAAGCGAUUCAAACCCCCGUGCUUGUUUGCCGAAUCCAAACAUCUUAGAAGUAGCAUCGCUGCGUUUGGGUGUACGCAUUACGUCCCUGUUUAUCAUCCUAGCAAGGAUUAUUCAGGUGUGACAGGAGAUUUGUCGUUUUUGGGGCUCAAAGUGGAAUACCAAGUGCCACCGGAGGAGACGAGGAAUUGUGCUCAGUGUGAGAGCUCCGGCGGGGUUUGUGGGUUUAACCAGCAGACUCUGGUGGAGACUUGCUUAUGCAACUCCAACAUCAAUCCUACUCCUAUUGCUGCAGGAUGUGGUGGUGAGUGACCGAUUUUGUUUUCUUACAUAAAAAUUUAUUUUCUGCCCUUGAAUUGAUAUAAUUAUUAUUUGUUGUUUUGGAAAAGGAAACAAAUUUGGCAAGAAAAAUAUAUAUACAUAAAACCCCUGAAAACAACUAACUCGAGUUCAUAGGCUUAGUUAUUGGAUAUCUUCAAUGUUUGAGUGAUUUCAACACGCCUGCUUGGUGUGUUUCUAAUUUGUGGUCUCAAGCCCUAAACUAAGGUGUUCAGUUCAUAGGUCGGAGUUGUCAGAUUUGAAGUUUUUUAAGGCUUAGAUCUAGACGGCUGGAUCAAGGCUACUGUUCAUUGGGUUGAACUUUGAUUAUUAUUGGCCAGGUUAUAUCGAUAUAUUGAUGUAGUAGCGGAAGCCUAUAUCAAUCGGACCAACCUUAAAACAAUCACCAAUGAUUAUGGAACAACUGAAUUCGGAACCUAAUCACGAAUCACUAAUCGUAAUGGAACAAAUCAUGACUAGAACUAAUCAAUCCCACCAACAAUAAUAGACCAAGAAAAACUAGAUUUUGAGAAAUCAGUCUCUUUUAUAAAAUUCAAUAAUCAACUUACGGCUAUAAACGUUGAAACUAAAUAUUUAAAGACAAGAAAUAAAACUCUAAUAAUAAUAAAAAUCCAAAAGUAAACCUAUCUUGAAAGUAAAACAAUUAAAGAAAAAACCCUAAUUAUUUGUAGCCACCAUCAUAUAUUCACCUUUGUAUUCACAAACUGUAUUUUGCUAUGGAUCAUUACCGUUUUUUUGUUGUUUUACAUAUUAGAAUUUUGAAAGUUAAACAUAAGUUUGAGCUUCAAUCAUCAAAUUUUGUGGUGGAGAACUGUGGCAACUUUUUUCUUAAAGAAAAAAAGUGGUAACACUCCUCCCCUUCCCACAUCAUAUUAGGAUUAGGAUUUGAAGUUGGGAAGGUAAGGAUGGGAGAGAGUGUUAGUGUAUAUGUAUUAGGGUUAGAUAGGAUUACUAUUAUUAUAAACUUAUGUCUAUGUUUGUUCCUUAUAUUUAUGUACUAAACCUAAUACAAGACUCACCGUUCAUAUACUUUUAUGGUAUCAGAGAGAGUAAAAGAAAGAAGAUUAAACAAGGUUACCAAAUGGACAGAUUAAAAUUAGAAUAUAUGGCAAAAUGUAACCUUCCUUGCAUUUUAUUGGAUUGAAAGUGAGUCUCAUAAACAAGAGUGUUACUAAGAUUGAAAAAUCGACUCAUUAGUUAAUCAAUAUGUCAUACGGUGUGGUUUUGGGGUGUGUGUGAUGUGUGUUUCUUCUUCUUUUGUUUUUUUUCCCCCCUUUCCCUCUGACCGUGAUAUGUUCUUGUUUUGAUCUCACCAGCUUCAACUACUGAAAAGAAAUCAGGAGGCCUAGGGAAGGGAUCUUUGGUAGUAAUUAUUAUUGUCCCUAUAAUAAUAAUAAUAAUUCUCGGAGGAGUGAUUGUGGUGAAGUUUCGGGUAAAAUGCCCUUGUUUGUCUGGGCCUGAUGAUCAGGGAAAUGACUGUAACAUCCAAUUAUUAUGUUGCAAUGGGUGUUGCUCAUCGUCUGCUCGUCUAUAGAUGCUCAGAGGAGCCAUAUAUAACCAGAUAAAUGCCGGGUGAGUUCACUGAGCUCAGGCAAGAUGCAGGAAUUUUUUUUGGGUUAAUUUGACUAUGAUCUGAGCUUAUACCUGAACAUAAAAAUAUGUAACAGUGAUUUCUGUAUUUAUUUUCCAUUUCUUCUGUUGAGAUUUCUGUCAUUUUUCAAGUUUUCUACGAGCAGAUUCCUACAUCAUGGAUUGUAUGAGAAAUGAUUAUCAUGGAUUGUAUGAGAAAUGAUAUCUUGGACGUACGACCAAGUGAAUUCAAGAUGGAAUUUUACAAUCUGUUUAUAUGCAUGUAUAUUCCUCUAUUAAUCUCUCUAUCUCUUUUACUCGUUUCCUUUCUUUGAGUUCUUUAUGUCUGAAGGGGCGGAAUCAAGCCCCCUAUAUAUGUGAUGGUGCAAAAUUUAUCAAAUUUCUAAUUUAAUAUAUUUGUCUCAAAUAUUUUCAAUUCAGGUGGAGUAAAAAUCAGUUUUUUAAAGAAAAUUCUAAAACUUCAAGAAAUUAAUAACUAAAAAAAAAAAAAUUCCAGCUGAGGCAAUUGUCUCACUUCCCUUAUAUGUGCCUCCGCCCCUCCUCCUAAUAAAAAAUUCUCACCCUUCAUUCUGAAACCCUUUUAGUGGCAGUGUGAUCAGGAAUAUGAAUAGUAACUUAGUAAGCCCAUCAUUUUGGGUGUUUUUCUUCUUUCUGAAUUAUAUGAAAUAUUUGACCAUUUAUUAGACAAAAAGAAAAUCAUAAGUUAUGAAAGAAAGUGAUAAAUAUAAUAAAAAAAAACGUGACAUUCUCUUCAUUUUUAUGCAAAGUUCCAGUAUUAUCAACCUACACAUGCCAAAUCCGCCGCGAACAAACACAAGUUAAAAGUAAUUUAUCUUUGAGAAUGAUAAACCCUCGUACUGUUCUUUUGUUCAAAUGCAAACUUUGAAACACUACUACAUUUAUGGAUUUCAAAUUUUAUAUUGGAAAAUUAGAGAAUCGACAUGAUUUUCUUGUGUUUUUUAAAAAACAAAAUAGGUUUUAUUUUUCUUAACAUGUAAGUUGCUUUCUGUUGUUUAUCAUUGAAGAAAUAAAAGAUAUCACCGUGCUUAUGGUAAACUUCUUAGGCAGUACAAUUUUCGUUACCCAAUAGAACGUUAGUCAUAUAAUUAUUACAUAUGUUAUAUUAAGUUAUCUCAAAUCCUUAAACAUUUAUAUGAAUCAUUUCAUUGAUUAAAAAUUAGGUGUUGUUGACCAGUCAUGACCUAAAAAUUUACUUCUAUAAAAUAGUAAGUAAAUAAUAUCAAAGUUAAAGACAAGUUUUAUCAUUUUUACAACUUAAAGUUUUGCUAUCAUGAUGAGUUAUUUACUUGCUCAAGAUAUAAUUUCACUUUUGAACUGCCACAUUAAUAGACUUAUUACAAAUUUUGGAAUUGGUGAGUUUCAAAUACAAUCCUCAAUUCUAACUGUUUUAGGAUACUAGCUUAUAUUAAACUUUUCGAUUUAGUUUAAAAUACAAAAGUACUAGCAAUUUUUUCUCAUUAAUAUAUGUACACAUGUACGUACUUAUAAUAUCACCUAUCUAUUUUUCAAAUUGUUAUUAUAUUACAUAGGUUAAAUAUUUGAGGAAAAUUUCGCUAAAGUGCUGUGGAGAUGGAGAAACAAAAAAAAAAAAAAAAGGUACGGCCGAAAAGUAUUUUUUUAUUAAAAGUAAGUAGAUAUUCCCUCCGGUCCUUAAUAUAAGAUAUUUUAAGUAGAUAGUUAAUAUAAGUAUUUUGAUUUCGGUCCUUGAUUUUUUAAUUGAUGAAAAAAAUUUAACUGGGGAAAAGAAUGACGCGGCAAACGUAACUAUCUUUAAACAAGUUGGUCUAAAUUAGCUGGCCUGAGAAUAUGAUAUCCAAUUCCAGGUCAAGGGGGAGGAGGAUCGAAAAAAUCUCCCUCCCUUCCCCCAUAUGCUCCAUAAAAAUUGUAAAAAUUCUUACCAAGCAGUAUUAAUUCCAACUUCUUGAGUUUUGUAGAAUCAAAGAUGUACAUAUAUAGUUUUAACCCUGAUAUUUUUCAAUACAGAUAAUUUUUUUUAAGUAUAAGAUUUAACCUAUUUGUGCAUUAAUUUAUAGCAUCCAAUUUCACUAAAUUCUACAAGUAUGAUUCCAUAAUUUAUGUCAGAUAUUUCCAUCAGUUUCAUUAUUAACCAAAAGCUAAAAGAUUUGGCAAUGACAGACUCUUAAACUCCAUUUUGGAAGUGACAAAUCUAUUCAUUUUAUCUUAGCUAUUGCAAAAAUAAAAAAUCAAAUUACUCAUUCUGACCCAAAAAUUGAGUCUUGAGAGUUGUACUUUCUUUCAGUAUAAAUCUCAAAAUUCAACAUGGGUUAAUUUUUUGGGGCCGACGGAGUAUUAAUUUUUAUUUGCUAGGAGUUCUCUCUCCUCCAUGUGUGAGAAAACAAAGAGUCAAGAAAUUCAGAGUACUUACAGGCACUCAAGUAAUUAUCUGAUGAUGAAGUAAUAUAUUAGUUCAGGGGGGAAGAAAUCACCGUUGGAAUACUCCUAUAUAUGAGGCUCCCAAGAUGCAUGGCCUUCGUCGACCGGAGGUUAAUUUAUAUAGGGUCCCAAAGCGUAUUCCAAGCUCUCAUGUAAUCCUUUCGGUGAUUGAGAGAGGUAUGUAUGUACGUCCGUCCAAGAAGGGCUCUCUCUACCGUGAUUUCCAAGCUACCUCAGUCAUUUUGGGACCGGAAAGAGUGUGAAUCAUCCAACAAAAGCCAUACGAGUUAAUGAACUAGUUGGUUUCAUGUGUUAAAAGACUGCUUUAUGUCCAUAACUGAGUAUCGAUGUCUCUGGAUGUUGUUCCAACAAGGUAAAACUUGCAUUAACUCAAACAAAUUAAACAAAAUAAAAAGAAGAAAGAUUUUAAAAAAAUUUGUCACAAUCCUCUCUAAUUAGUCAAAAUGUGGUAUUAAUCCGUAGAGGAUCAUCUCACAGUUCACUUAUUUGGAGGAAAAAAGCAAACAAACGAGGGGGGGAGAAGAAACCCACAGGUAAUCCUACCUCUUAAUUAAAAGAUAAGACCACUUCACUAGGUCUUACAUAUGGCCAUCCAAAAAAGCAGAUGAAGAACAUAUAGAUUCAGACUCUAGUGCACCAACGAGGAUUUGAACGAGCAAAAACUAAGGAUAUCUCUUGUGAUAAUAACAAAGAGGAAAUGUCCAUGCAUAACAAAUUUGGCUAGAAAAGGAUUCAAAACCACACAAGAGAAUGACCAGCAUUUGUACACAAAAAGUGGG